AUGGCGCCUCUUACUAGUGAGCCCGAUGCUAUUCGAGUCGCACUUAAUCUCGCCCGACGCAAGGUAUUUUACAGCCUCGUUGUUGAGAUUGCGGCGUACAUGCGAUCGCAACUAGAACUACCUUAUAGUCCCAAUGGAUCACCAUCUCUUUCAUCCUCUUCAGGGCGAGCUCCACCUCCAUAUUCAGAAACAACAGAUGCACCUCUAUUCUCACCCCGCACUAACAGUCGGGAUUCCAAUUCCACGCCACCACCACAACCACCACGGCCGCAAAGAACGCCCACUAGUCCAGCACUUUUUAGAUUGCGGAAGGCGGCGCUGCUGCAUUUCGACUCAUGGCGCGACGAAACUCUCGCUAAAUUAAAAGAGCUUGUAGCUAAGCCUGACGAUCAGAAAGUCGUUGAUGCCCGUCGAAAGCGCGUUGAGCAGAUAAACGCUAGGACCAGAGAGGAACCAUCUGACGGUGAGGACCUGCUAAGCUUCGGCGACAAUAGCAGGUCUACUCAGACGUCAAUGACACCGGCACUGCCGCCCCGGUCUACCGGACCAACCAGUAUACCCGCCUUUCAGGCCUUGUACCACCCCAUUCCUACCCGGCUCACCACGAUCCCCAUGGAGGAUCGCAAAGAGGUUCUAAGCGCCAUGCUAAUCCUACUGUUAUCUAUCGGCAACUAUUCGGCGUACUCGCGUACGCUGAUCUGCUACUUGACUUCUGCGCUCGAGAUCCCACCUGCGUUCCUCGACGCUGAGGAAACAGAGAUCGCGACGACUAUGGUUGAGGCCGCGAAGAAGGCUGAGCAAGAAGGUGGCAUGUCGGCCGAGGCCGAGGCGCAGAAGCGCAGGGAGCAAGGCCAAGUGGGCCGAUUUUGGAAAGUUGGGUUGGCGUCCGUCGCGGGCGCUGCUAUUAUUGGUGUGACGGGGGGUCUUGCUGCGCCCGCUGUAGCCGGUGUGAUCGGUGGUCUCAUGGGGUCCGUCGGGCUGGGCGGACUAGCGAGUUUCUUGGGUAUCUUCUGGAUGAACGGCGCAUUAGUGGGUACGAUCUUCGGGGCGUUCGGGGCAAAGAUGACGGGUGGUAUGGUUGACCAGUACGCCAAGGAGGUCGAAGAUUUCAAGUUCCUGCCGCUACGGGAGGAGUGGGGUGAAGGGUGGUCGAAUAAAGAAGACGGCUCGAAAGCUCGUAGGCUCCGCGUUACUAUUGGUAUUAACGGCUGGCUUACGUCCGAGGAAGACGUAACAAAGCCGUGGCGGGCCCUUGGUGACGAGACUGAAGUAUUUGCCUUGCGAUAUGAGAUGAAGAGUUUGAUGGCGCUCGGCGAUAAACUUAGAAGCCUCGUUGGCUCUACUGCAUGGAGUGCUGUAAGAGCUGAGAUCCUUCAGAGGACGGUGCUUGCGACGCUAAGAGGCGCGCUGUGGCCUAUCUUUCUCCUGAGCUCAGCUUCCAAUAUUGAUAACCCGUUUAGUCUUGCGCGAAAUCGAUCCGAGAAGGCCGGUAAGAUUUUGGCAGAUGCAUUGAUCAACAAGGUGCAGGGAGAACGACCAGUAACUCUAGUGGGAUACUCGUUAGGAGCACGGGUGAUCUACGCUUGCUUGAGAGUACUCGCAGAUCGAAAGGCAUUUGGACUCAUAGACAACGUAGUCCUGAUUGGAGCACCGGUCCCAUCCAAUACAGGACACUGGCAGAUGAUGCGGACAGUGGUCUCGGGCAAGCUGUUCAAUGUAUACAGCGAGAAUGAUUACAUCCUGGGUUUCCUGUACCGCGCGACAAGCAUGCAACUCGGCAUCGCCGGGCUGCAAUCUAUCGGUGAAGAGAUCGAAGGGGUCGAGAAUCUGGAUCUGAGCAACGAAGUAACGGGCCAUCUGCGAUACCCUGAACUCACAGCCAAAAUCUUAACACGAUGUGGGUUUCCCGACGUCCGCGGUGGCGCGGGCGCUAUCGAGAAGGACGACGGGAAGAUUGAGAUUGAGCUCCGCGAUAAGGAUUGGGCUGAGACGGGAAAUCUGAUCGAUAUUGAGGAUAAACCGGAGCGUCCGAAAGACGAAUUUGAGACUAUGCCGAAUGAGAAGUUUGAUCCGGCGGUGAAGAAUGUGCUGGAGCUGAAGAGCGAUGUUAGCGUAAGAGAUGAGAAGAUAGAGGGCAAGAGGGAUAUGAAAGGACCUAUUGUCGUAUCACGGCAAACAACGGCGGUAACAACGAUGACGACUACGCCAUCUGUAUCGAGCCUCACCGAGACACCUAGAGAUACCCUUGAAACUUCCUCCAUCGCUGCUUUGUCCAGGUCAACGAGUGCGACUCUGGUUGAGAGUCCACCGCCUGCGUACCCAGGUAUUGUACCGAACACUAGCCACAACCACGAUGACUACAACUACGAUUAUGAUUCAGACGAGGAGGGUGGCGGGAUUAGGAUGGUGGAUAAUGACUCGGAUGGAGAGUUGACCUUCAUCGAGCCGCUACAUAUUGAGGAUUGA
This is a messenger RNA of Daldinia childiae, 2466 nucleotides long. RefSeq names its product putative membrane protein C6F6.13c. The record is from RefSeq and is a predicted model, not a curated record. The coding region runs from base 1 to 2466 and encodes 821 amino acids. Lineage: Eukaryota; Fungi; Ascomycota; Sordariomycetes; Xylariales; Hypoxylaceae. The transcript has a single exon.